Tauraco erythrolophus (red-crested turaco) is the source of this 1445-nucleotide messenger RNA. NCBI's taxonomy places the organism in Eukaryota, Metazoa, Chordata, Aves, Musophagiformes, Musophagidae. The record is from RefSeq and is a predicted model, not a curated record.
GAAGCCAUUAUGAAGAAUGGAAGUACUGCUGGCGGAGGCGCUUUCUGCCGAAAACCAGCCAGUAGCAAUGAUCAAAGUAAGCCCAGUAGCACGAAGGAGAGCAAUGCAUCUGCUGCAGGUGAAAGUGGAAAAAGCUACACCAAAGACCAAAUGGAAGGAGUAUUCAGUAUAAAGAAAUGUAAAAAUUAUUAUGAAGUCCUUGGCGUGUCAAAGGAUGCAGGUGAAGAAGACCUAAAGAAGGCUUAUAGAAAACUUGCUUUGAAAUUCCACCCAGACAAAAACCAUGCACCUGGAGCAACAGAGGCUUUUAAAAAAAUUGGAAAUGCAUAUGCUGUGCUGAGUAAUCCAGAAAAACGAAAGCAGUAUGACCUUACUGGCAGUGAAGAGCAAACGUGCACUCACCCUAGCAAUGGUAGAUUCAACUUCCAUAGAGGCUGCGAAGCAGACAUUACUCCAGAAGAUCUAUUCAACAUGUUUUUUGGAGGGGCCUUUCCAACAGGUAGUGUCCAUUCAUUUUCUAACGGUCGUGCUGGCUACAGUCAUCCGAAUCAGCACCGUCAGAGUGGACAUGAGAGGGAGGAAGAGAGGGGUGAUGGAGGUUUCUCUAUGUUCAUUCAGCUGAUGCCUAUUAUUGUGUUGAUCCUUGUCUCCUUGUUGAGCCAGUUGAUGGUAUCUAACCCUCCUUACGCCUUAUACCCAAGAUCAAGUACAGGGCAGACCAUAAAAAUGCAAACAGAAAACUUGCGUGUUGUUUAUUAUGUCAACAAGGACUUUAGAAAUGAAUACAAAGGAGUGUCAUUACAGAAAGUGGAAAAGAGUGUGGAAGAGGAUUAUGUGUCCAACAUUCGGAAUAACUGUUGGAAGGAGAGGCAACAAAAAACAGACUUACUUUAUGCAGCAAAAGUAUAUCGAGAUGACCGUCUCCGAAAGAAAGCAGACUCCAUGCCCAUGGACAACUGCAAAGAACUAGAACGGCUGACCAGCCUCUAUCGAGGAGGAUGAACUACAGUUCCACACGUCCAUCUUUACGUAUGCCGUUAUCUCUCUUGUAAAUUAAGAAGAGAUUUAGUUUCACCAUGAAUGCUGGAAAAGAGGGGUGGAUGUAAAACUCUACUGUGUAGCUGUUUCCAGAAACCUUAUGCUGACAUAUCAUUUAAUGGCUUCUUUACCUACUGUGAAAUAUAGGUAACUUUAAUUGUCUAGAUUCUACUUCAAAGCUUCUGUGAGUUCUUUCAGCAGAGAGGAUAGCUCAGAAAGGAUGCUAUACUUGUAGAGACUUAGUCAUAGUGGUUCUCCUCUAACAUAUUUGCCAUGUAAAUAUCUGUGGAAAGAACACUUUGUGUAUAUACGAGUUAAAUGACUUUCUAUUUAAAAUCUCAGAAAUUUAGUUCCAUACAACAUUUUGUCUCACUGAUGGAAUAAAUAGUAUGAUUACGUCACUGCUA